Columba livia (rock pigeon) is the source of this 4977-nucleotide messenger RNA. RefSeq names its product OTU deubiquitinase 1 (gene OTUD1). The record is from RefSeq and is a predicted model, not a curated record. Gene Ontology annotation, biological process: protein K63-linked deubiquitination. Bases 2447 to 3763 code for a protein of 438 amino acids. Gene Ontology annotation, molecular function: cysteine-type deubiquitinase activity. NCBI's taxonomy places the organism in Eukaryota, Metazoa, Chordata, Aves, Columbiformes, Columbidae. The transcript has a single exon.
CAUCUUUUAUCAUAAUAACAAUGAACAAACCCACUGGCACAUCUAAAACCCCCUAGGAGGGGGCAUCUUCCAGUGAUUUUACAUUAAAUCAUCUAUGAAUAUACACAUUUUAACUUGGAAAUACACCUUGUCCAGUUUUGACUAAGAAGUAAAACUAAACAGAAAUCUUUCCUUUGCUCCAAGCCUUAAUUUCAAGGAGAGAAGAUUUCAAUUUACCGCUAUUUGAUCAAUAUAUAUUCCUCUCUAAGCAAUGAUUAGUCCAGAAAUAAAGACUCGCUGACUGAUCUCACAAGCUAUAUUUAAAACAAAGUUCUGAACAUUCUGAAAUACAAGAGUCACUCUGUAAUUUCAGAGCAGUUGUAAUAUCUUAUCUCCCUGUAACAGGCUGCCAGAAAUUCUCCUGCCUAAUGCCCAUCACCAUUUGUUCUAAAGAUAUCAACUUUCUGGCUGUAGCAGGUAAGUCAGGACAUUUGGGCUUUGAUUCAUAUCUCUUUGAUUCACACACCUCUGACAUUUCCAUUUUGGAGGCAAUAUAAUGAUUAUAAAUUUUUAUUAAGAGGUUCCCAGUAAUGCAUGGAAUUAGCUGCUGUAUUUUAUCUAGAAUAAAAAACGAGGAUGUCAACACCAUUCACAUAAAUAUCCAGUUUUGAGCAUGAAGGAUUUCAGCAUUUUUCCUUCAACAUGCCAAGUUAGCCGAGAGGAUCAGAACAUGUUUUCUUUGUAAAGAGAAUGAAAUUCCAUAUUGUGUUACUGGCACCCCUGGGAAUCAGCUGCAGAGAUUAAAGAUACCCGGACAUGGAUCCAAGACAACCAAGGCUCCAAAGAAACAAUUAUGUUCAACAGUGCAAUCUGUUGCAAGUGAUCCUUUUAGUUACAUGUUUUUAAUUAAUAUAAAUGGUACAAGUAAAAGAAAUCUUUCAAAAAAUCAGUAUCAAAAUAGCUUUUUGUUUGUUUGUUUAAGUUCUGCAAUCUGCUUGGAUUCCUAAAGCUUUUCAAAAAAUAUUUGGGACUAUAGGAUGGAAUCCAGAACAUUUAAAAAAUAUCACUCUGAAAUUACAUAUAUCAAUACCUUUUUUUAAAAUUUAUUUUCCAUUUUGGUAGGAAUGACUGUGUUAAUGUUUGAUCAUAGUGUAAACUAGUGCUUCUUGGUCAGCAUGCCUGUCAGAAUAUAAUCAAAUCCAGUGUGUACAGAUAACGUCAUCGUUCAUGGACAAAGCGUGAGAUAUGAUUUUAUUUAUACCACAGCUAAGGCUAAAAGACAUAGCUUAAUUUAAAGACACCUCAGGCAUUAAUAAACCAAUUAUCCAUGAUCUUUGUAAGACCUACAUUUCAAAUCUGGUCUCUCCUGUUAUUUUAUGAUGAUUAAUAUCAUAUUUUUAAUGCACGCAUGUACUACAUUUUGUCAAGAAGGAUUACAGGUGGACAAAUAGCAGCUUGUGCCAGUGAUUGUCAGAAAACUAAUGAAUAUUAUUACAAAUUAUGAAUCACUACAUUGAUUAUUCGCAGACAGAAGCAUCAUUCCUUGUCAACAAUAACAUGGAUACAACACCGUCAACUGCAGGCCCAUCAACUCAAAUGAUUUAUACUUGAUGGUCAAGUGUAAAUAUCACACUACCCGGCUGACAAAUUGUCUCAUGAGAAACUGCUGCAGCCACUUUCUGCAGCACUUCCCAGGUCGGCCCCGAGAACACGAGUGCGGGUGUUUAAUAACGUCCCGUUAUCAAACCGUCCCACAGUCAGUACCGAGCCCAGCGCAGCAGCACUGCCGUGCCGCCAUGGCCGAGCAGGCCCUUCUCCCCGACACACCCCUCAGCCCGGGGCUCCCGUUCCCACCGCCCUCCCGCGCCUCCCUCCGGCAGCCCCGCCACAGCCUCGGCUACGGAGCGCGAAUUCCCCAGCACCGGCUCGCAGGCGGCGGGGCUGAAGCAGACGAGGGAAGCCGCUCCCGCACCCGAGAGCCCAGGCCACGCCAGGAAUCGCGGGAGUGGAACCCCGGGCCCGGCGCCGCUGAGAGACGAACAUCCCCUUCCGCCAGGGGGCGGGCGGCGCCCGGUGAGGUCACGGACUCGGGCCCGCCCCCCGCAUUCCAGCGUGCCCGGGCGCUGAGGUAAACACGGGCGCGGCCCCGCCCCGGCCCGGCCUCCGCCAGCAGCUUCCAGAAGGGCCUGGGCGCUCGGCCGCGCGCGCCCGCGGAGGGGCCGGGCCGGGGGGCGGCGGCGGGGCCGCGCGGCGCUGGUGGCGCAGUCGGAAUUGCCGCCGCGGGGCCCGGCCGGCAGCGGCGCGCAGGGGCGGCGCGGCGCGGGGCGGGGCGGCGGGGGUGAUGCCCUUGUUUAUUUUUACCCGGGCGGCUCAUCCCCUCCGGCAGCCCCAGCGCGGCCCCCGCCGCCGCUCCCCGCCCCGGCCCCGACGGCGCCGCCUAUAAAGCGCCGCCCGCGGGGAGUCGAGGAUGCAGCUCUACAGCUCCGUGAUCACCCACUACCCGGCGGGCGGGACGGCCGCAACAGCCGCCGCAGCGCCGCCGAGCGCGGCCGGUGUCUUCAAGGUCUCCCUGUCGCCGGGACCCUCCUCCGCGGAGGCAGCGAGCGCCGCCGACGCCGCGGGCCCGAGCCCUAACGCUGAGCGCCCCGCCAAGGACAGCUUCGUUCCCGGAGGGGGAAGCAGCAGCAGCGCCGCCGCCAUGCCCGCCUUCUCCUCCUGCCUGGAGGUGAUGCCGAGCGGCCCCGCGGCGGGGCCCGGCAGCCGGCCGGCGGGCGGCCCGCAGUACAGCUCCUGCGCGCAGGUCACCGUGAGCCGCCGCCGGCCGCUGGAGCGGGUCGUGCCCAUCCGCAUCGUGCAGCGAACCGAGGCCCCCGGCGAGCUGGUGCCGGCCUCGCCCCGCAGCCGCGCCUGGCUGGAGGGCAUCCUGGAGAGCAUGCGGCAGGCCGGGGGGGACGGCGAGGGCGCCGCUCUGCCGACGCCCCCCGAGGAGCCCAGCAACCGCAGCCUGCGCCUCAGCGAGCACUGCCAGGCGCUGCAGGCGGCGGCCGCCGGCGCCCAGCCCGCGCUGGUCCCCGGCUGUCGCCCCGCGGAUGGGAGCCAGGCUCAGCCCGGCGUCGGGCCCUCGCCCGGGGAGGAGGAGGAGGAGGACGGAGCCGGCCCCGAUGCGCGCAGGGGGCCGGGUGGCAGGCCGGAGCGCAGCGAGAAGCUGGCGCUGUACCUGGCCGAGGUGGAGAAGCAGGACAAGUACCUGCGGCAGAAGGGCCGGUUCCGCUUCCACAUCAUCCCCGACGGGAACUGCCUCUACCGCGCCGUCUGCAAGGCGGUAUACGGGGACCAGCGGCUGCACAGCGAGCUCCGUGAGCAGACCGUGCACUACAUCGCUGACCACUUGGACCACUUCAACCCCAUCAUCGAGGGCGACGUGGGCGAGUUCCUCAUCGGCGCUGCCCAGGACGGGGCCUGGGCUGGCUACCCUGAGCUGCUGGCCAUGGGGCAAAUGCUGAACGUGAACAUCCACCUCACCACGGGCGGCCGGCCCGAGAGCCCCACCGUUUCCACCAUGGUUCACUACCUGGGGCCCGAGGACCCGACACGGCCCAGUAUCUGGCUGAGCUGGCUUAGCAAUGGGCACUACGAUGCUGUGCUGGACCGUGUGUGCCCCAACCCAGAGUACGAGGCGUGGUGCAGACAGACUCAGGUACAGCGCAGACGGGAUGAGGAGCUGGCCAAGUCCAUGGCAGUGUCCUUGUCCAAGAUGUACAUUGAGCAGAAUGCUUGCUCUUGAGACCACCUGGGCUGCGGGCUGGGAGCUUUGCUGCAGGGACAGAGACAGACAGGAGGUGUGCUGGCUGUGAUGGUGAUGCCUUAAACCUUAAUGAAGCAGCAGCACCCCAGAUGGACAAGGACUGUAGAUUGUGGGGGAUAAAUACAAACAUGUUUGUAAUAUUCUGUUGUAAAAACUUAGCCUCAGAUUACUUGCAGGCAGAUUCUUCGUGUGUGUUUGUGUCUUCCAUCUCCACUGUCUCUAUUUUCUAUAAGAAUGUAUUUUUUGCACAAUAUUUUUAAACUGUUACCUCCAUCCUCUACAUCUUACAUUAGUAUCUGGCUUUCAGCUGUACAGCCAAAAACGUUUGUAAUCAGUUUUUGUAAAUAAGGCUUAUGAUGUAACAGCUAUUUUUUGCUGUGUUUUUUACCCAUAAACCUUAUAUUUUUACCAGAUGAAGUUGAUGUCAAACUGACCCUCUCUAGUUGACAGAAGCAGUGUGGGUACCUUUUUGCAAAACUAAAACAAUGGUUUUUGUGAAAGUGCAGCAAAGUAUGAACUGACUGCUUUUCAAAACAGUUGCUUUCUCUGCCUGGAGCACAGAACAGGUCCUUUGAGCCAGUUGGAAUGCAGCUAGAGAUGAAGAGUACAGGGAGCAAUUGACUCUUCUGUAUUUAAUUAUUGUUUUGAGUAAACUGGCCUCUUGUUGCCUUGUUGGCUCACCCUCUGCUCCAUUUAUAUUAUUUAUCUGUAAUAACAGAAUAUUAACUUGCAAUAGAAUGUUGUGACUAGAUAAUAGUCUCCUGCUUUGGCAAUAAUUGCCUUGGCUGCACCUCGGUGUUUGUGUUCUGGUUUCUGGGGUUAUGGUGUUUUUUGUGUAAGCCCUGCUGCUUUUUUUUGGCACUGUUGUUGCACCAACAAAACAUUAUCUGAUCACAACGUUUUAUUCACUUGACAUUUGCUAAUCAAGAAAUCAGGAAUGGCGUUUUACACUAUGGUUUAAAAGAAAAAGUAUUUAAACUGAGAUUUGUAUGGUUUGCUGGGUCAAACAUUUAAAUGUUUCCAAUCUAAGUUCUGUCUCUUCUACUUUCUGAUUAACCUGUUAGAUAUAUUUAUUAAGUAAUGCAGUUUGUACUUUUUUAUUUUGUAAUAUAUUGUGAUUUUGAGAUUUAUACUGUAUUUGUAUAAUAGGAAUAUUCACAGCUAAAAUUGAAUGAAUAAAGAAUAUAAUUUUA